This is a messenger RNA of Ylistrum balloti, 2375 nucleotides long. Its product is annotated as lathosterol oxidase-like. Lineage: Eukaryota; Metazoa; Mollusca; Bivalvia; Pectinida; Pectinidae. The transcript has 4 exons. The record is from RefSeq and is a predicted model, not a curated record. Bases 37 to 939 code for a protein of 300 amino acids. Gene Ontology annotation, molecular function: oxidoreductase activity; iron ion binding.
ACGCACACUACGGGAGCAGCAAGCUAUAUAGAGGUGAUGGACAUUGUGCUGAACUACGCUGACCACUAUGUGCUGACACCCUAUGUGUACCCCAACACAUGGCAGGAAGAUGACCCCUUGCGACAGGUGAUCAGUCUCUUACUGGUGACCAACAUUGGAGGGUAUUUGCUCUACCUCAGCACAGCAACCAUCAGCUACCAUUUCAUAUUCGACAAACGCUUGAUGGAACAUCAACAAUUCUUACAGAACCAAGUUCGACUGGAGAUUCUCUACACACUGAAAUCAGUUCCGCUCAUGAGUCUACCAACAGUUGUUCUGUUUUUUAUUGAGGUUAGAGGUCACAGUAAACUGUAUGACGAUGUAGGAACAUCCCGACUAAAUUGGCUGUUUGUAUUAACAAGUGUUGCUACAUUCAUCCUAUUUACGGACAUGUGUAUCUACUGGAUUCAUCGAUUUCUCCACCACCGGUCCAUCUACAAGUACAUACACAAGGACCAUCACAAAUGGAAGGUCCCCACACCAUUUGCCAGUCAUGCAUUCCACCCAUUGGAUGGAUUUCUCCAGAGCUGCCCCUAUCACAUAUAUCCAUUCCUCUUCCCCCUCCACAAGUACACCUAUCUUGCACUCUUUGUCUUUGUCAACAUCUGGACCGUGUCAAUCCAUGAUGCAAACUACAAGGUACCGGGGAUUCUGAAGCCGGUAGUGAAUGGUUCGGCCCAUCACACAGAUCACCACCUCUUCUACAACUACAACUAUGGUCAGUUCUUCACCCUCUGGGACCGGAUUGGGGGCUCCUUUAGGAACCCCAGUGCCUUUGAAGGAAAAGGACCUCUAGAGGAGAUGUUAAAGGCAAAGCACAGCUCACCAAAUGGACAAGUGAAAAAUGGGCAUUAUAUGAACGGGCAUGUAAGUGAUGUGAAGAUUGGGAAAAAAGACUAGACAAAUGUCUGUUAUUUUUCAUUGUUGAUACAUUUUCUACAAAAUCUUCUGAUCUCAUUAUCUCUGACUUAGCUGUCUUUACAAGUACUUUCAUACAACCCUUUCACUUUGAUUGUGGCAACAACUGUUUUGUCUUAUCAUUAUAAUCAUCCCAAAACAGCAAUGUUCCAUAAAUAGGAAUUGUACAUUUGUAAAAUAGAAUUAUAUUUUCUAUGAAUUGUGCCUUUGGAAGAGAUAUUAUAUGAUACACAUUUAAAUCACUGUCAUUCUUGUAAUAUUGAAUUUAUUUCACAUUUUUAUUGAUUCCAACAAGAGUACCGCUAAGCAAUAUAGGAUAAACUUAAAUACAUUCUAGUAUUGAAAUUAAACAGAAUCUGAAUCAGAAGGGAAGCUCAACAAUAUACCAUGUGAAAUUGAUCCCAAUAAAUUAAAAAUAAAUUGGUUAAAAACUAGGGGAGAUGAAAUAGAAGUAAGAUCAAAUGGUUCUGUAAAGAACAAAAGACUAAAAUUUAAUGGUAAAACUGUCACAUCUUUUAAUGCCUAUCAAGGUCUAAAGAGUCCAAUUAAAAUGGUCAUAUUUCAGGAACCCUCAAAUUGUUAACUCAGAAUGGGAAAAGUGUGCCAAGAAACUGACUGUUUACUGAAAGAAGAGCUUUUUAAGAUAUUACGAUAAUGCUAUGGUACACUAUAGCAAUGAUAUACAGAUUAUCUCUAUAGAGACAGGAGAGUGACAUCCUGUAUUUAUGAUGUACAAUAAUGCUAUGGUACAAUAUAGCAAUGAUAUACAGAAGAUUUUCUCUGUAGAGACAGGAGGGUGACCUUGUGUAUUUAUGAUGUUAUAAUAAUGCUGUGUUACACUAAGCAAUGAUAUACAGAAGAUUUUCUCUAUAGAAACAGGAGGGUGACCUCGUGUAUUUGUGAUGUUAUAAUAAUGCUGUGUUACACUAAGCAAUGAUAUACAGAAGAUUUUCUCUAUAGAAACAGGAGGGUGACCUCGUGUAUUUGUGAUGUUAUAAUAAUGCUGUGUUACACUAAGCAAUGAUAUACAGAAGAUUUUCUCUAUAGAAACAGGAGGGUGACCUCGUGUAUUUGUGAUGUUAUAAUAAUGCUGUGUUACACUAAGUAAUGAUAUACAGAAGAUUUUCUCUAUAGAGACAGGAGGGUGACCUCGUGUAUUUGUGAUGUUAUAAUAAUGCUGUUACACUAAGUAAUGAUAUACAGACGAUUUUCUCUAUAGAGACAGGAGGGUGACCUCGUGUAUUUGUGAUGUUAUAAUAAUGCUGUGUUACACUAAGCAAUGAUAUACAGACGAUUUUCUCUAUAGAAACAGGAGGGUGACCUCGUGUAUUUGUGAUGUUAUAAUAAUGCUGUGUUACACUAAGUAAUGAUAUACAGACCAUUUUCUCUAUAGAAACAGGAGGGUGACCUCGUGUAUU